UUUUCAGUCAAUUUUCAGUGAUUGGGCUCUUUGCCCAGAUCUUAUUGUAUGUUUGCCUCAGAGAAUAAGGGAGUAUAAAUAUGACAUCCCAUCCUCUCUUGUGCCACCUCCACAAUCCCACUGCAAUUGCUACGACCAUUGCUUGGUGGAGAAACAAUUCAAGAUCAUAACUUUUUCUUUGGCUUAAGAUUCUGUAUUUUGAUUGAGUAAUUGAUCGACUGGUUUUGCUGGGAUUUCCAAUUUAUUUGCCAGUGAUUUUGGUUGUUGGAGAAGUUUUAUUGAAAUGGGAGACGUAGCAAAGGACUUAACCGCAGGUACUGUUGGAGGGGCUGCUCAACUGAUAGUUGGUCAUCCAUUUGACACCAUCAAGGUGAAGCUCCAAAGCCAGCCGACUCCUUCUCCUGGCCAAGCUCCGAAAUAUACAGGCGCUAUGGAUGCUGUGAAGCAAACAAUAGCUGCAGAAGGUCCUAGAGGUUUGUACAAAGGUAUGGGGGCCCCACUUGCUACUGUUGCCGCUUUCAACGCCGUACUCUUCACAGUUAGAGGCCAAAUGGAAGCCUUGUUGAAAUCUGAACCUGGUGUACCCCUCUCGAUUGGCCAACAAGUUGCUUGUGGUGCUGGGGCUGGACUUGCCGUCUCGUUUUUAGCUUGCCCCACAGAAUUGAUCAAGUGCAGGCUACAGGCCCAAAGUUCCCUAGCUGGAGCCGGGACAGCUGCAGUGGCCGUGAAGUAUGGGGGACCAAUUGAUGUAGCAAAGCACGUUCUAUCAGAAGCGGGUGCACGAGGUCUUUUUAAAGGCUUGGUUCCUACUUUAGCCCGUGAAGUCCCAGGUAACGCUGCAAUGUUUGGUGUAUAUGAAGCUGUCAAACAAUUCAUAGCCGGUGGACACGAUACUUCCAGCUUAGGGAGAGGCUCGUUAAUAUUAGCCGGAGGUAUAGCCGGAGCUUCCUUUUGGUGUUUUGUGUACCCUACUGAUGUGGUAAAAAGCGUAAUCCAAAUCGAUGAUCAUAAAGCACCCAAAUAUUCUGGCUCAAUCAACGCGUUCAAAAAGAUACUAUCUACCGAGGGUGUGAAAGGAUUGUACAAGGGAUUCGGUCCUGCGAUGGCUCGAAGUGUACCAGCAAAUGCCGCUUGUUUCUUGGCAUAUGAGGUUACUAGGUCUAGUCUAGGGUGAUAUUAAUGUGUACGAUAAAUUUAUAAUUGGGCUUGUACAUUACAAGACCCGCACAAGAGGAAAAUUGAUUGCACACAAGUCAGAUGAGGUUCCAUCCUAAAACUAAUUGGUAAUAAGAUGAGAGUGAUAUUAAUUCUUCGAUAUGGGAUCACAUGUGGGUUAUUUUUCUAAUAAUAUGCUGUCAUUUUCGUAUA
Molecule: messenger RNA, 1368 nt
Organism: Amaranthus tricolor (Joseph's coat)
Lineage: Eukaryota; Viridiplantae; Streptophyta; Magnoliopsida; Caryophyllales; Amaranthaceae
Product: mitochondrial carnitine/acylcarnitine carrier-like protein
Exons: 4
Coding region: 284-1174 (296 amino acids)
Biological process (GO): mitochondrial L-ornithine transmembrane transport
Molecular function (GO): L-ornithine transmembrane transporter activity
Source: RefSeq, a predicted model, not a curated record